AUGGACGUCGAGACUGUUGAAGAGGACGACAACAUUUUGGGGAAUGAUGAAGAUGACGAAAGCAUCGACGAUUUUCCUUUGACCGAUGAAGAGAAAGACUUUAUUGCUCAGGAACUGGCCAAGCAGAAGGAUCAAACCGAUGAAGAGAAAGACUUCAUUGCUCAGGUACUUGCCGAGCAGGACGCCAAGAAGACGAAUGGCACUGUGUUGAAAAGCGCUGGUUUUGGUUCUUUAGAAGACCGAAAUGAGAUAGAUUUAGACGACAAAAACGUGGACAUGGAUUGGCUUCUUUCCAUUGACGCCACUGAGGAUGCUUCUGCUCCCAAGAAGAGAGGAGGAGUGGAUUCCUCCAUCAUUACUGUGGAUGAGAAGGGCAUGGAUCUGGAGUCGCGAGAUGCCUCUAUUGCUGACAAGGGCAGCCUGUUUUCUGUGAAGAAUUCCUCAUCCGUCGCCAAAGGAGCGGACAAGGUUGGCAGCUCUUCUACAGCAGCCGCAUCUACAGAGAGUGUGCCUGCCAAAUGCAACCCAAAGCUUUCCGAUGAGCCUGUAAAAGAGAAACCAAAACAUAUAACAGGUGGCGGCAGUGCAGGUGGUGGAGCAACUGGCGGUGUAAGUUUUGGCGUUGGUGCUGACAAGAGCCCUGCCAAGAAACUGGUCACCACAAUGAACGACAUGAUGAUGAUGGAUGUGAGCACUCCUUCGAAGAAGAGCUCCUCUGGUUCAAGGGCCGACAAUGCUUCCACAAUGGGCAUGGGUUUUAGUGCUGCCACGAAAACGGACAAUGUGCACCCGGAGAAGAUGGAUGGCACUGCCAAGCAAUCUGACACAUUGGGUCGUGCGCAAAGGAGAGUUUCAUUCGCUGGUACUCUGGAAGUUGGUGCUACUGAAGUUGUUGACCAUGGCAAAAAGGGUCGAACUUUGACUCCCAAGAAAGACGGUGAUCCCAAGAAAAGCCCUGCCAACAAGAAGGCACGCUCAGAUCACAAUCAAAAGGGAGAUUCAAUGGAAGUAGAAGAAGAACACUCAAGCGCGGGUGCGGCUGACAACACUCCCAGGGCCAACAAGAAAAACAAAGGAGUGCCACUGACUGCAACAAAGAAGAGUCCAGUGCCGAAACGACCAAACAACUCUGCUACGCCAAGCAAGGCCACCCCAAGCAAGGACACCCGCAAGAAUCUGUUUCGUGCUCUCAGCGAGGCGGCAGUGGCUGGCGACAACUCUGACAACCAUGUGUCGGCCAGCGCAGCUGGAAAUACAAAGCCUCCCAAAAAGCCAACUGGGAGUGGUGCUUCCAUUGUCGACAGCAGCAAGAGUUCCUCUGGUGGGGACGUAUCAGUUGUGGAAAAGGCUGGAAGCUCCAAGCCGUCCGAACAGCCACCCAAGCCAACUGGGAGUGGUGCUUCCAUUGUCGACGGCAGCAAGAGUUCCUCUGGUGGGGACGUAUCAGUUGCGGAAAAGGCUGGAAGCUCCAAGCAGUCCGAACAGCCACCCAAGACAACUGGGAGUGGUGCUUCUGGCUUCGUCUCCAGCAAAAGUUCCACAGCAUCCACUGAGAAGGACUUGUCAGAUGUUCCAAAGGCUGGAAGUGCGAAACAUUCUGAACAGCCACCCAAGACAACCGGGAGUGAGGCACUCACCCAAACUGAGGGUGGCGUCACUGACAACAGCAAGAGUGCGAGGAGUGCUACUGCAGCCUCUGCUGGGGAGUUUUCAGUUGCGGAAAAGGCUAGUGCUCACAGUGUCCACGACGACGAUGGCAACACAAAGAGCCCCACAGCAGCCUUUCAAGUAGAUGUGUCUCGGGGCGGAAAGUCUGGAAGCGAGAAGCAGCGUGCCAAGUUUCAAGGACCAUCGAAACAUGUUAUGGGUACUGGUCCUGCUGCCAGUGACACUGCUGGAGCCUUGAAAGGCGAUGUGCUCCCUGCCGCAAAGGCAAGAACCACAAAGAAGCUGCAUGCCAGUCAAAAACAAGCAGGAGAUUCUUCGGAUGAGGAAGGGUUCAUUCCUGAUGCUGUCCAUACGACAUCAAUACAAAGAAAGGAAGCACGCAACAAAGCAAAGCAACCAACAUUGGCUCCACAGAAAACAACUGCUCCAGCCGGCAUUGAUGACAACAUGGAUGUUGACGAUGAGAUGCCACUGAAGGCGUCCACGGAUGUCACUGAAAAGAAAUGCGCUGAGUCUCGCGAUCAUAUUCAUGUCGAUGACGAGGAGAGCCUCCAAUCUGCGAAGGCUUCACUCGAGGCCGCUCCUAAACCCACCAAAGAGAGACCAGCCUCGCCCAUUGUGCGUUCACAUGGAUGUGGACAAGGAGGACAUGCUCGUAUCCGAGAAGACUUCGCCUGA
Molecule: messenger RNA, 2346 nt
Organism: Seminavis robusta
Lineage: Eukaryota; Bacillariophyta; Bacillariophyceae; Naviculales; Naviculaceae
Source: the annotation of a GenBank genome assembly